Messenger RNA from Nicotiana tabacum (common tobacco), 1428 nucleotides. RefSeq names its product squamosa promoter-binding-like protein 7. The record is from RefSeq and is a predicted model, not a curated record. Lineage: Eukaryota; Viridiplantae; Streptophyta; Magnoliopsida; Solanales; Solanaceae. Gene Ontology annotation, cellular component: nucleus. Gene Ontology annotation, molecular function: DNA binding.
AAUUCAGAAAAGUACUACUUGCCUUUCCCAGACCAUAGUACUGUACCUUUAAUCUACUUCCAGAAAAAAAAAUACACAAAAUAAGCAAUGGAAAAUGGGGGUUGGAACUUUUUCAGUAAUAGUAUUGAAAGCUGCAGCAGCAACAAUGGUGGAAAUGGGGGACAAAAUAGUAAUUAUACUCAUGCAUGGGACUUUUGGCAACUUGGUAGUACUUCUACUAGUACUAAUUCAUCCCAGUCCCAGUUGAUUCAGUGGAAUUAUAACAACACAUUUAACCAAGAUCCAAUUACCGUUGGGCAGAAGUUUGACUACACGUGUCCGCUCAACAGUUCCGAAUUAAUAGCAAGACGAGUGAAUACAAGUAUUGUAAGCAGUAGCGAAUACUUUAUCCAAGAAGAAAGGGACCAUAAUUUGAUGUGUUUGAACCUUAACUUGGGGAAAAGGCAUUGUACUGAAAAUUAUGAGCCGCCUCAGGGUGGUGGAGAGGUGGUCGGCUUUGUUAUGAACAAGAGAGGGAAACAACAUUUCCCUGGUGGUGAUGGGGCGGCGGCGGCGGUGGAAAUACCGGUGGCGGUGGCGCCGAGGUGUCAGGUGGAGGGAUGCCAGGUGGCACUGGUGAAUGCCAAGGUUUAUCACAGACGACAUAAAGUGUGUGCAAUGCAUGCUAAGGCUCCUAAAGUUGUGGUUCUUGGCCUUGAACAACGCUUCUGUCAACAGUGUAGCAGGUUUCAUAUAGUGAGUGAGUUUGAUGAGUCAAAGAGGAGUUGCAGGAGGAGAUUAGCAGGACAUAAUGAGAGAAGAAGAAAAAGCUCUCAAGAUAAUUACACUAACACCAGAAACCCCUCUCAAGGUAAUUAUCGGAACAUAGCAGUAAAUGAAGGACGUGCUCACUCUCUUCUGUCAUCCAAGAAUGAUUCAUGGAUAUCAAAGGGCAAUCUCCCAGGAAGAUGUAGUGUCACUAUUAAUGAGCUGAUUGCUGAAAGUAGAGCAACACGUCUAGCUCAACAGCUUAUCAUUGACAAAGAUUGGCAUAGGCACCAGCAUUAUCCGGUGGAGAAUCUGAACAUCCAACUAAAAAAUGGAAGUUCAACUGAUCAUAAACGCGAACAAGUAGUCCUCAAGUCGAAUGGUUGGGGACGCGCCAAUGAUGCUGCGGGAAAUUUGACUUUGGACUUGAUGCAUGUUCGAAAUUCUGAAUUGGGGUUCUUGUCAGAACAAGAGCAACUUAAGGAGGAAGGAGAUGAAGAAGGGUGUCCAGAACAUUGGAACUCCUUUGCGGGUGCUCAUGUUGCUUGAAUAUGUUUCUUUGGGAUUUGGAAUGUUUUCUUUUAUUGAAGAUAUAAUUUAGUGAAUAAAAGUGUGCAUUUAUCUAAGGGUUGUCAAAUUGACACCCUUGCCUUCGCUGAAAAAUUAAAUUAUAUUGAUAGA